AUGGUUUUCAGUCACCCAUUUCUGCUGCUGCAGGCAAUGAUACUGCUUCAGCCUGCCUUGAUCCAUUCAGCGUUAGGAUCUUCUGAGAUAUUACACUUGCGGAGAAAUGAUGAACGGCUUCAACAAUCGCAGGCGCAGCAAGCGCAAUACCCGCAAUUUCAGCCCUCUUCAUCUGCUCGAUCUCUAGAAUACGAACGUGGCAGUUUUGGAUCCCUUGUUGAUGUUCCAGCCAGUGACUUCACAGACGCGAGCCACAACAAUAUUGCUACUAGCCACUACCGCUACAAUGAACGAGAUUGGAAUGUUCAAGUGGACACGGGUGGGCCGUUUGUAGGCCCGCAAGUGUUUGCAGAACCACGUUCGUCCCGGAAUGACACCACGGGUCAAAGCUACAGGAAUAACAACGCACCAUGGUACGGAGCAGAACCCACCAAACGCAUCAUUGGAGGAUACGAGGCUGACCCUCAUCCAUUUCACUCCAUGCUGCUGUUGCGAUAUGGUGGCGGCUGGAGAUGGGCCGGUUGUGGCGGAACUCUCAUAUCGAACUGCCACGUGUUGACAGCCGCACAUUGCACCGUUGAUCCUUCCAAGCCCGUAGGGGCAGUGUUUGUCAAUGCACAUCGUCCGUAUCAAGACAACCAGGGACUCCCCUUUCACUUUAGCGACGUACAGCAUGUGACUCGACAUGCAGGCUUCAAUAGCAGUACCAAUCAAAAUGAUAUUGCCGUCAUCAAAAUGACUAAAUGCCUCAAUGUUACCGAGUUGACCGAGUUCCCUCCAGCCAUUCCAGCGGCUCCCACCAUGCAAAUUCCAUCACAGAUGUUGGCUGAUAUUUUGGGAUUUGGAAAGCUCUCGGAACAAGGCAGCCUCUUUUUCAACGUUGAAGCUCUGCAGAGGGCUCAAGUACCUGUCAUUUCCCAACAAAGCUGCAGACAGUAUUAUGGAGAUCGUGUCAAAGAAGACAUGUUUUGUGGUGGUUUUGCAGAAGGUGGUGUCGAUGCUUGCCAAGGGGAUUCUGGAAGUUCCAUGACAUUUGAACAGGAGCAGGAUGGGACCACUGUCAUUUUAGGGGUCAUCAGCUGGGGGGUCGGUUGUGGUCGAAGCCAAAGUCCGGGUGUUUAUGCGUCUGUGCAGUAUCACUACGAUUGGAUUGCCAGACAGGUUUGCACCGAACCUGAAACUGGUAAUAUUACAACCUGGUGCUCCACCGAGACUUUUGGUCAGACUCUUAGUCCCAUCACAGGCAGCCAUUCUUCUGCUUUUGACUUUGGAAACAUCACUGAAUACGAAACGCUUCAACCAACAGCACUUCCUGCUACCUACAGUAGUACGAAAGGUGACGGAGGCAAAAGAUCCUCCAGCAAGGAUCGGUCAGAGGAGGAUCGGUCGGAUGAUGCUGCUGCCAGGUUCCAAGACUCUCCCUCCUCUUCUAUGUUUGUCGUUCUUGAUCCAUUGCCCACAGAUGAUGCGAAGGCGCCAGCUACCAUUUCCAGCAGCAUCACAAUAAACACUGUCGAAACAACAAGAGUUGUGACUAGGACAGCGCAACAGUCAGGGGCAAGGUCUGCCUCGUCGUUCCCAAAUCGGCAUCAACAUUCACCCAUUGUCCCUCAGUCGACCCACAAACAACGGACUUCAUCCCAUGCUCACCGCAGUGGUGGAGCGGUAUCUUUCUGGGCUGAUGGUGCCAGCGGCUGCAAGCCUUCGGGAAAUCCCUGUUGGUUAGGCAAUGAGUGUUGUUCCGGGAUUUGCCGUCACAAUGAGAGUAUUGACUUGGGUGGCACCAGCAGUGCCGCUUCGUCAUCGGUGUGUUUGUCUGCCAAUGCGUUCCAAAGAGUUUUCGACGACACCCCAGGUACCAGAUCUGUCGCUAAGGGGGGUAGCUUCCACGAUCAAGGCAAGCCUGGAGGAAGAUGA
Seminavis robusta is the source of this 1917-nucleotide messenger RNA. Lineage: Eukaryota; Bacillariophyta; Bacillariophyceae; Naviculales; Naviculaceae. The record is from the annotation of a GenBank genome assembly.